This is a messenger RNA of Eimeria maxima, 1293 nucleotides long. Its product is annotated as transcription initiation factor iib, putative. Gene Ontology annotation, molecular function: TBP-class protein binding. The annotation marks the transcript as partial. Lineage: Eukaryota; Apicomplexa; Conoidasida; Eucoccidiorida; Eimeriidae. The transcript has a single exon. The record is from RefSeq and is a predicted model, not a curated record. Gene Ontology annotation, cellular component: transcription preinitiation complex; nucleus. Gene Ontology annotation, biological process: transcription preinitiation complex assembly; DNA-templated transcription initiation.
AUGCAGCCCCCUGCAAAGAUUCAACGUCUGGGCUCCUUUGGAGUAUCUGCUGCAGCAGCAACAGCAACAGCAGCAGCAGCACAAGCACCAGCACCAUCAGGACCAGCAGCAUCAGCAGGAACAACCACAACAGCAGCAGCAGCAGGAACAACUUGUGUCUCUUUUUCUGUACCAUCCUUACCAGGUGUAAAUGGAUCUCCUUCUCCUCUACGUAUGAACAGCAGCAGCAGCAGCAUCAGCAUUAACAGCAGCAACAGCAGCAGCAGCAGCAACAGCAGCAGCAGCAGCAGCAGCAACAACAACAACAAUGGCAUAGUGGAUAAUUCUUCAUCUUCUGUACUUGCUGCAGUACUUGGUGAAGACCCAUCAACAACAGCAGCAACAACAGCAGCAGCACCAGCAGCAGCAACAACAACAGCAGCAGCAGCAGCCCCAGCAGCAGCACCAGCAGCAGCAGCAACAGCAACAGGAGGUUAUAGUAUACCGAUGGUAUCUUCUUCUCCUGGUAUGUUAAGUAGAGCAUUUACGAUGCCAGCAAUGCCGGUAUCAGCAGCAGCAGCAGCAGCAGCAACAGCAGCAGCAGCAGCAGCAGCAGGAGGAGGAGGAGUAAGACCAGGACAAAUAAGGAAUAAGCCACGAUUUAGUUUAUAUGCAUCAUCUAAGCGUGUAUUAUGUUGUCCCUUUUGUACCCCAAAUGCUGACAACAACAGCAGCAGCAACAGCAGCAGCAACAGCAGCAGCAGCAGCAGCAGCAGCAGCAGCACAAUAGUAUUUGAUAGCAGCAGCGGAGACCAAUUAUGCAGGGAAUGUGGGUACGUAAUAGAGGAGAGAGUACUUAAUGAGGAGCAGGAGUGGAGGUCAUUUAGUAGCGAUUUAACAACAACAGGAGGGAGCAGCAGCAGCAGCAGCAGCAGCAGCAGCAAAGGAGACAGAAAUAGAAUUGGAGACACAUUAGAUGCAUGGCUUACUGAUGGAGGUAUAGGGACAUCUAUGAUGCUGGGAUCGGGAUCGUCUUCUAGGGGGCUGGGAUCGGGGAGACGACUACAGAUGCUGCAUGAGGCUACAACGAAUUCUGCUGCUGCUGCUGCACCACCACCAUCUAUAAAUACAUCUUCUUCUUCUUCAUCAUCUGCUGCUGCUGCUGCUGCUGCUGCUGCUGCUGCUGAUGGAGGUAUUGUUAAUAAGGAUAGACAACUCAAGGCUGCAUUCUCUUAUCUACGUCUUAUUGCUGAGGCUUUUUGUCUUAGGGAUUAUAUACUAGAGAGAGCUAAAGAAAUUGCUAAGGAAUUACUU